Molecule: messenger RNA, 1887 nt
Organism: Exaiptasia diaphana
Lineage: Eukaryota; Metazoa; Cnidaria; Anthozoa; Actiniaria; Aiptasiidae
Product: zinc metalloproteinase nas-4
Exons: 10
Coding region: 103-1386 (427 amino acids)
Biological process (GO): proteolysis
Molecular function (GO): zinc ion binding; metalloendopeptidase activity
Source: RefSeq, a predicted model, not a curated record
ACCAAAAUAGAGAUGGAUGACCAAGAGAGCCACGUAAAGUUCAUCUGACAGUGACGAAAGGUGAUUUGCGCUUGACCACUUUUUGGACGUCAAACAUUCACAAUGGCGGUCGCUUCGCAUGGCAAAGUAUUUCUGGCGAUGAUGAUAAUGUGGACAUAUUUCCUCCCAUGUCCUACAAAGCAGAUACCAACUUGGGCUAUAGCAAAGGGGAAAAAACCACAAGGGAAGCACGAUGGUGAUAUMUUAUUGGAUGAAACAACUCUUCGACGAUUGGAGAACCCAGACGAACCCAACCCGGAGACAAGGAAUAUCAUCAAGAGUUCAACGUAUCACUGGCCUAAUGGUAUCGUUCCGUACGUCUUUGAUGAUGCAUUUGAACAAUACCCUCACGAGAAAAACAUGAUAUUGGGCGCCAUUGGCGAGAUGCAUAAAGUGUCCUGCGUUCGUUUUGUACAGAAGACAACAGAACAGUAUUACAUUACAUUCGUAAAAGGAUCAGGAUGUUCUUCGUAUGUUGGUCGSCUUCAAAUGGCUGCGCAACCUGUUUCUAUUGGUCAAGGAUGCGCURCUAUGGGRACUAUUCUCCAUGAAAUGCUUCACGUAUUGGGAUUCUUCCACACUUCAUCGCGAACAGAYAGGGAUUCUUACGUUAUYGUCAAGACGGCAAACAUAGCAUCGGGAUACGAGCACAAUUUUUGGAAGCUUACCGCUGAUCAAAUAGACAACCAGGGUGCUCCUUACGAACUGGGAUCACUCAUGCAUCCGUUCAGAAAUGCCUGGUCUAAAAAUGGCCAAAAUACAGUGGAAUCAAAAAAGGGCAGUGAUGUACCUUUGGGAAACAAAAACAUCAUGACUGCAGUAGACAUAGGACAACUGAAUACAUUGUAUAAAUGCAAUAAGAAUCUCUAUCCAGUUUGUUAUCAGUCACUUGGUAUCCAAGAUGGCCGCAUCCAAGAUUCUAAGUUUAGCGCAUCUUCUUUCAAGACCUAUCAUCAACCAAACCAAGCUAGRCUACACCUUAAAAGCACCGCYCAAGGGAAUGGGGCAUGGUGUCCUAGUUCRCCUAAAGCGGGUCAAUAUUUAACGAUCGAUCUUGGUUCGUACAAGUACAUCAACGGAAUCGCUACGCAGGGGUUUGUUAGUUUGUUUGGUAGUGAUUCGUGGGUAACACACUUCAAUUUCCACUUCAGUUACACUGGUGCAGAUCCAUGGUACAACUAUGCUACCUGGUACCCAAGUGGACUGAGCGCCAACUACGAUGCCUCGUCAGUACAAUACAACAAACUACCAAUUAGGAUUUCUGCUCGAUAUAUACGCAUCUUCCCCACAGCGUGGGUAUCAGACAUGUGCAUGCGCGUUGAGAUAUAUGGAUGCAACUACUAUUAAGGUUAAUGCAAGAGAAGCAACAGUUCGGCCAUCUAAAGAAAUUAAGGGAAAUAAAAACGAGAAACGAAAUCAUCCACAAUUAUCAGUAACUUCUGCAACCAACUGCAUCUUGUUUUUUGUUUGCUUGCUUUGUUUUUAAUCUAUUUUUUAAAGUUAAUGCUCUCUGAUUGGUUCCAAAUCAAAGAUGCCGAUGUUUCUCCACUGAGAAAAUCGGGCUCAAAAGUUCCCGGACAAGCAUAGGUCUUUAAUUACCUUGUAUCGUUGGGAUCGUUUCAUUUUUCGGGAUUAUCAAAUAUGGUUUCAAGAAUAUUGUACAGAAAGGUUAGAUCAGAUUUAUAUUCGACAUAAAUGUAGCGCUAGGGUGGUUUAUCUUGAAAACAAAUCAAGUGCAUAGAAUGCUGUCCAUACAGCUGGGAUUCCGUAUGGAUAGAAGAUUGUACAAACUGUAUUGUAAACAAAUUGAAUCACCCCAAAUUAAAAGUUAAUAGUUGUUGCGAUGAA